Molecule: messenger RNA, 1071 nt
Organism: Phytophthora nicotianae INRA-310
Lineage: Eukaryota; Oomycota; Peronosporomycetes; Peronosporales; Peronosporaceae
Exons: 3
Coding region: 277-942 (221 amino acids)
Source: RefSeq, a predicted model, not a curated record
GUCCUUCGCGUCGUUGAGCUUCAUGCCGGCAUUCCGCAGUCCACGGAUCUCCUGGAUUACAGGGUCAUUGUCGCGCGGAUUGGCGCUGGAUGUGGGCUCUGGUGUCUUGGGCGCAUCCUCGGCAGCGUAGACAGAGGUAGUAAGGGUGAUUAAGAGCAGCAGCGCCCAUAGGAACGUCACGCGUAGCACUCGCAUCUUCGUUGAUGAACUUUGCCACGUAUGCGUACUUAAGACGUACUUAACGACAAUAAUUUUUUGUGCAUAAUUGAGACUUCGAUGGCUAAGAAGAAGAGCAAGAAGACGGCAAGCAUUGAAGGCGCUGUGGACGCGAACCAGACGUCGGAUGGUGGAAAUAAUGGGCUAAAGAGGAUUGCAAGACUCUUUACUGCUAUGCAGGAGAAAGGUACGGCCUGGUAUGGCCGAGAACGCGAGGGAAUCGCACUGAUCGAAGGGUUCCAGUCGGCGCUGCUGGCCGUUCGAGAAGCUCAAGCGGCAGCUACAAUUGAUACAGUGCAGGAGAAGGGAAAGAAAGAUAGUGUGGUGCUUGCUGGACUCGCUGGCAAUGCGGAGAUGGAUCCGUGGCUAGCUGAGGAUCUGUACCAGCAGGUACAGGAGCUUUCAGGAAGCUUCGAGGUGCUGCUAGAGGAGAUGUACACGCUGCAGGCUGAAGCGCGAGGCAUCGUACUGGCUGUGGGUGGUGAAGACGAACAGCAAAUUGUCGCCAUAGAGCUGAGGCCUGUAGACUACCUUCAGAUGAUGAGUCAGGAGCUGGCGACGUUCGAAGCCGAGUACCAGCACAUCGAAGCACUGUUGCAACUUAUCUCGUUCGAGACGUCCACGGACGAGCUGCGUACGCUCGUUAUCUCCUGGAGCACAUCGCCGUUCCUCGAUCCUGCCCAGAGUCGCAAUUUCCUUCAGGUAGAGUCGCCUAUCUUCCUAUAGCAUUCACACCAGUGCUCACUCCAAAAUUUCUUGUUACGUAGCGACACCAGCUCUCCCAGCAGAUACACGCAUAAUGCAAAAGGUCACACGCGUGUCCACAGAUAAUAUAGACCGUAUUUGCCAUGCUCU